AUGAAGUUUUUUGCCAAGUUUGCCAAGACGAACACCGCCCUCCAUCCAGAGUCUGGAAUUGGUUUUGGAUGCAUGGGCAUUACCUCCUUCUACAACGAUGUAAUGGACGAAGACGCUGCCAUGGUUUUGUUGAAGACUGUCUAUGAAAACGGCUGCCGCCAUUUUGACACUGCAGAGCUCUAUGGUGCUGAGCACAAAGACACCAAAAACCACAACGAGACCUAUCUCGGGAAGUUCCUCAAGACUAUUCCUCGCGACUCCUACUCUGUUGCCACCAAGUUUUGGCCCCUUCCAGAUGGUAAGUACGACUACGAAACCGUCAAGGCCCACCUGAAACAAUCUUUGGAUCGCCUGCAGUUGGAGUAUGUUGAUCUGUAUUUUGCCCAUCGUGUCUUGACACUGGAAGGUGGGAUUGAGUUUGCCAAGGCUGCUGCUAGACUCAAGGAGGAAGGUCUCAUCAAAGAAGUGGGCUUGUCCGAAGUCAGUGGCAACUGGUUGCAACAGAUCCAUACCAAAGGCGGCCCCAUUGAUGCAGUCCAGCAGGAGUGGUCCAUUCUGACACGUACUUUGGAAGAUGAGCUAGUUCCCGUCUGCAAAGCCAACAGCAUUGCCAUUGUGGCGUACAGUCCACUGUCACGAAACUUGCUGGUUCAGAAACAAGAAGCGCUUCCAGAGGGAGACGCCAGAGCCAUAUUUCCUCGGUACCAAAACAUGGAGCAAAACAAACGGUUUGCCAAUCAAGUCCACGACAUGGCGGAGAAGCUAAAUUGUACCCCUGCCAAUGUUUGCUUGAGUUGGCUCAUGCAGAAAGCAGCACAGAAAGGGGUUUCUGUCAUCCCCAUUCCUGGUACAACCAAGCUAGAACGAGCUGUCGGCAAUAUCAAUUCAGUUGAUGUGGUCCUUUCUGCAGAAAACAUGGCAACGUUGGAUGCCAUGGCCAAUGAAGUCGCCGGCGAACGCUAUCCUGAUGAAUUCAUGCAGAAUGGGAUGGCCAUUGAAACCCAAGCGUAA
Molecule: messenger RNA, 1011 nt
Organism: Seminavis robusta
Lineage: Eukaryota; Bacillariophyta; Bacillariophyceae; Naviculales; Naviculaceae
Source: the annotation of a GenBank genome assembly